AUGAACGCCGCCACCGCUCUCCGGGCCCGUAUGGCCACCUCCUUCGUUGCCCGCCGUGGCUUUUCCACCACCCGUGCCCAGCUCGGCAGCCCGUACCACUACGCCGAGGGCCCUCGCUCCAACAUUCCCUUCAACCCCAACACCAAGUACUUCUUCUUCAGAUACUGGGCGUUCAUGAUCACCGGAUUCGGUGCUCCCUUCGGCAUUGCUGUCUGGCAGACCUACAAGACCCGGUAA
Aspergillus steynii IBT 23096 is the source of this 237-nucleotide messenger RNA. Its product is annotated as cytochrome c oxidase VIIc family protein. Gene Ontology annotation, biological process: mitochondrial electron transport, cytochrome c to oxygen. The record is from RefSeq and is a predicted model, not a curated record. NCBI's taxonomy places the organism in Eukaryota, Fungi, Ascomycota, Eurotiomycetes, Eurotiales, Aspergillaceae. The transcript has 3 exons. The coding region runs from base 1 to 237 and encodes 78 amino acids.